UGCUGUGAGACAAACUGAUAAACUCGAGGAGAGAGGCGGCGAGGAGCUGAACUCAGGACUACCACUGCGCGAAUAUAUACUGUACAGUGUACACCCUGACAUAGAGAGACAGAACUAGGGGCCACGAGCCAGCCAAAGCAUGACUGCGCAUCAUCUGCGCUUGGAUAUACCAAACACUCGCACACAUUCCUACCAAACCGAGAUAUGAGGUCUAGGAACGAGGAAACACGAGGAAACUGAAACAGCUCUGGGUGAUGGACUCAAUGCGCAACUUGGAAUUCUGUUGGACACGGUUUUGUUUUCAUUAAUUCCAGAACGUUUUUUGGCUAUAUUGAGGACGUGCACAAGUUACGACAUAAAGGACUAACUUCACAGUGCCAUUCAGAAACAACUUAUUAUUUAAGAAAUACAUUUUGCUCGAAUAAUGUCCAGGUUUAUGCCGAUGAAGUGAGGGACAUGUUUUGGUAACACGCCAGUUAGUCUGCGGAGGCUCAACCAUUGUAUGAGCUAAAUCUGUUCAAACCAAUGUUUUCUUGAAGCUAAUUGAAGAUAAUGUCAUAUUUGUUAGAAUAACGAUGGUUUAUUUGUUCUUAAAUUAGCCUAUCUACACAGCUUGUAUAUGCUCAGAUAGCCCUGCUGUGUGCGUCUCCCAAGAGACAGCGGGGAUUUGAGGGAGAAAAGGCGCGCGCACUGAUAUCUGAAGUUGGCUAUCAUACCCAGGGAAAAGUGGUUGUAACUUGUUCCCAAUUUCGCCUGUGUCGCCUUGUAUUAUAGGCUAAAAUUAGAUUGAAAGGCUAUUUCUGUAACCGCCCGGCCAUAACGUUCUGCCUCUUUAAAAUAUCCAAACAAUCAAGCAGCUGUGAGAUUACAAUCCAUUCUGUUUUGUGUGUUGGACUACUUUUAAUUGUUUGAGCAGUUUUAUUUUCAUACUGUAAAUUUUCUACAUAGCCCCGAUCGACGGGAAAUAUAAUUGCGCUCUACUUUAUUCAGGGCACUCGAAUAGAAAACCAUUGACCAGUAUAGCCUGGCGCACUCCAUGGGCAUAGUUUAUCGUUUGGCUUAUUAGAAUGGACUUGGAGGAUGAAAUUGGGAGGAGAAGGUGAAUGAACUGCGAUAACACGAAAUUAAGACUUUUUAUAGGCUGUAGAAUGAAAAGUUACAGGCUAAUGUUUUUUCCCUAAACUUUUCAGUGAACCCUUUGACAGCAACAUAAACAAGCUCAGCUAUAUUACUGCUUUUUUAGGAUAUCAUUUUACGUCAGCCAUCCUAAAGGACUAUAAAACAAACAUAUUUAUUACAACAACAUUUUAUUCAUCACUUUAAUCAACCCCAUCCAUCUUGUUAGUCAUGGCUUCACCUUUGGAUAGUGCAUGUUCAGUGGGGCUGGGCGACACUAAUAGCUCGACCAGCGGUUCAUCUCUUCCCUGCAAUCAGAGCGUCUCUUCCCUGCAACUGGCCCCUUACUCCCCCGAAGCCACAGCGCUCUUUGCUACGGCCAUCACCCUCAUGAUAGUCUUUACCAUCGUGGGAAACAUCUUCGUCAUCAUCGCCGUCCUGACCAGCCACGCACUCAGAGGACCACAGAACCUGUUUUUAGUGUCACUAGCAGCUGCGGACAUUUUAGUGGCGACCCUCAUCAUCCCGUUCUCCCUGGCCAAUGAACUGCUGGGUUACUGGUACUUCAAGUCUCUGUGGUGUGAGAUCUACCUGGCGCUGGACGUUCUGUUCUGCACUUCUUCUAUAGCUCACCUGUGCGCCAUCUCAUUGGACCGUUACCUGUCCAUCAGCCGGGUUACCUACUCCCGCCAGCGCACGCCCAUGCGUAUCAAAGCCUCUAUCGUGGUGGUGUGGCUCAUCUCGGCCAUCAUCUCCUUUCCUCCUCUACUGUCGCUGAAUAAGAGCGAGCCGGGCGGUGAGGGUAGUGAGAGGGGGCCUCAGUGCCAGCUGAACGACGAGCGCUGGUACAUCCUCUACUCCACCGUCGGCUCCUUCUUCGCCCCUUGUCUCAUCAUGAUCCUGGUCUACAUGAGGAUCUACCAGAUCGCCAAGCAGCGCACACAGAACCCGCCAGGCGAGCCCAGGAAGGAUGGGGUGGGCUGUGCCACCCCAAGUCAAACCCCUCGGGGGAUCCAAGCCAACGGGAAGGAGGAAGGAGGGGAAACCCCAGCUAUUCCCCACAAAACUUCCAGCGUCAGACCACCCACCCUGGCUAUUACUCCAUCACUGUCCCCGGACCAGGCCAAAGAGACCCCCUCCUCUCCCACCCCCAAUAACCUCCUCCAUCCUCCGGAUCCAUCCCUAGCUCCAACCCCAACCACCACCUCCCCUCCUACCUCCCCCCUGGGUCCCUCUCCCUCCUCAGUCUCUCCCUCUCCCUCCUCCACCCUCCCCCCACCAGCCCCGGCCAAACCCAAAGAUGGGGGGAAAAAGGGGAAGAAGGGGAAGAAGUAUAACAAUAAUGGGGACAGCUCAAACAGCUCUGACAGUGACAUGGAGCACGAGGGAGGGGGGAGGAGGGGAGUCAACACACCUAGCAUGGCGGGUUCACCCGGCAUCCACUCCCCUGCCACCAUCCAGAAGUACAGGGACAUGAUUGUCACAUCUAAGGGGGCUCGGCUGGUGGCGGGGAGGAGGUCUAAGCCAGACACCACUCCAGGAGCGGCACGUCGUAAAGCCAUGGUGAACCGAGAGAAGCGCUUCACGUUCGUCCUGGCCGUGGUGAUCGGAGUGUUUGUCGUCUGUUGGUUCCCUUUCUUCUUCUCCUACUCGCUGCAGGCCAUCUGUCCUGAAACCUGCACCCUCCCUGAUCCCCUCUUCAAGUUCUUCUUCUGGAUCGGCUACUGCAACUCUUGUCUGAACCCCGUCAUAUACACCAUUUUCAACCAGGACUUCAGGAAGGCCUUCAAGAAGAUCCUCUGUAAGAACACCAAGGGCACCUUCUUCUAGACUGGAUGCUUUGUAAGGACACCAACGACAACCUUCCUUUAGUAAAGGGGCCUUAAACAGAUUACCUGUAAGGUCAGUCCCUUCUUUUCACUCCCCUCUAAACCCUUUAAGGUGUACAAAACAGCACAAAUAUUCUGUCCUUUUCCAAGAAAUUUCACUGAUUUUUUGAUUCUAUUUGAUGACAUUACAAAUGGCUGCCAAUUCUAUCGUGAACUGCUACAGACUUUCCAAAUAGAAUGCGGACUCAGAAUAGCUGUAGAAAAGCUCACCUCGCAACAGUGUUAAAAAUACCUUGUGUAAGAAAGAAACUGUCUAAGGGCUUGUUGUUUUAGUCCCUUGGUGCAUAUCUGCACAAGUCCGGCUGUUACCUGGAGAAUUGUGACGGUCCAUUGCAAGGACAUAGUGUGGGGAGAGCAUGUGCAAUAUAUGUUCCGUGACUUCUACUCUGGGGGGCUUUAGAAUAAUACUGUGUACGAAUCUGAUUAUGAUCUUUUGUUAAAAGGUAGGAGGCAUGUUUUGAGGUGUGAGCAUCACACAGUAUGUACAGAAAGUGGAUGGAGAGGAGGAAGAGAGGAGGGAAAGAAAACGCCAUUUUGGCUUUUUAGUCACUCGUGACAUAAAGGACAUGUUGUUGCUUGUAAAAUGACAGUGUAGCACUACUCUCAUCAGAAUCUGUCUGACUGACUCAUAUUGUCUGGAGAAUCCGUUUAAUUUAAAAUUGAGAAACGUUUGGGUCCAGAAGUAUACCACUAGGGUUGCAAUAUUCUGGAAACUUUCAAUAAAUUCCCUUGUUUUCCUGAAAUCCCUGUUGGAAGAUUCCCAGAAUCAGGAUGGAAUAAGCAGGAAAUCCAGAAUUAUGGGAAAACCAGGGAAUUUAUUGAAAGUUCCUGGAAUUUUGCAACCCUAUACACCACUGCUCACUGAGAACUCCUGAUCUACACACAACAUUCUUUAAAACAAACCAAUAUCCUUUUAUCAGCCGUCUGAAAAACAAAACAGAACAACGUAAGGAGAUGAUAGGCUUGUCCUGUUUUGGAGAGAUAGAGGACUGAGAAUGAACCCAAAUACCUGUCAGCCUGUUUAAGUACCUCUAUCAGAGGGCAGAACCAUGAGGAACACACAAGACCCAGGUCGCCUGUCUACUUACUUCUACAUAGUUACUUUUUUCCUGCCUCAGGAAUAGCAUACGUUCCUGUAGAGAUGUUAUCCACAUGAGAGAGACAACAACAAUACUUUUACUGUUCAACUCCCUCUCAAACACUGAUCCCCACCACUGCUGUAAUGUGGGGCUUAGGCUAUAUUUUGAAAGACACCUUUGUACCACAAACAUACCUUGCCUCUGGCUCUGUGAAGACAGCGGGUGCAUCUCAAUAGUCCAUUAUUUGUUCCUCUACUCUUGUCUUUUUCUUCAUCUGCACUGAAAAACAAAGGAUAUAUCGGUGAAUGCAAUAAGAAGGAUCAGGAAUUUGUUUCCACCUGCCCAGCUCUGGGUCAGUGCAGGUGGACUAAAAGAAGAUGAAGAGAAGAAACCAUUUAACACACUCUCUAAAUCCCAAAUGACACCCUAUUCCCUUUAUAGUGCACUACUUUUGAUCAGGGCCCAUAGGGCUCUAGUCAAAAGCAGUGCACUAUGUAGGUAAUAGGGUGCCAUUUGGGAUUCCAAGUGUCUCACAGAGAGCCUUAAAGGUACAGCUCCACCUCUCCUCCAAUAGCAUUACACCACAGGGUGACCUCUGUUUCCAAUUUUUUUACAUUUACAUUUUAGUCAUUUAGCAAACGAUCUUAUCCAGAGCGACUUACAGUUAGUAUUUUCAUACUUUUUUUUCCCAUACUGGUCUACCUUGUUCCACCAACAUCAACAUGGAUUGGGUCUGUACAUUUAAAGGGAAAAAAGUAUUUGA
Molecule: messenger RNA, 4847 nt
Organism: Coregonus clupeaformis (lake whitefish)
Lineage: Eukaryota; Metazoa; Chordata; Actinopteri; Salmoniformes; Salmonidae
Gene: adra2b
Product: adrenoceptor alpha 2B
Exons: 1
Coding region: 1348-2946 (532 amino acids)
Biological process (GO): platelet activation; regulation of vasoconstriction; adenylate cyclase-activating adrenergic receptor signaling pathway
Cellular component (GO): membrane
Molecular function (GO): alpha2-adrenergic receptor activity
Source: RefSeq, a predicted model, not a curated record